AUGGUGAGCAACAGUGUGGAGUUCCUGAAGGCCAUCAAGAAAGAAGAUGGCGAUCCAGAUGGGAGGGGAGCUUCCUCGAACUUUGGAAAGCGUUGUUCGAUGGAUCCAGAACCUUCGAUAAGUCGCAUUGACGAUGUUCGGCUUAAACAUCCAACAAAAUACAUAAUAAGGAAGGCGGCGACCCCAUCUGCUGCUCCACCGUUGAAAAGAAUUUUCAUUGGGCGAAGCGCUUAUGAGUCUAAACCUGGAUCAAAUGGAGUCACCAACGUCGCGUAUGACCGUACCUUCACGCGUGAUGCUGAACUUGCUGCUAGUUCUGCUCCUUCACCUGAAGUUGGAAGUCCCGUGAGAUUCUGGAGGACUCCCUCAGGGAAGUUGGUAAAAUUGGAUUCGAAGUCUCCGUCGAUGACUCGCCCUUCUCUUGGCUGUUUGGGUACUUUCGUGAAAACACAACCAAAGAUCAUCAGAUUAGCGAAUGGAAAGUUAGCUCGGAUAUCGACAAAGAAGAUCCCUUCGCCAUUUGCUCGGGGACGUCGAAUCACAGGCAACGUGAGUGGAGGGCCGUUCUCACAAUUUGCUCGAGAUACGGGAAGACUUGACAUCCCAUCGAUUACGGCAAAAAUCACUUCUUCAUCAGAGCCUAUUGAUAUCGCAACGCUGAUUGGAACUGGUCCCGCGUCGUUUGAUGAUACGCCGCUUUUUGAGAAGACCGAUGACUCUCCAGUUGUAAAGGUUGAGCCAAUGGACGUGGAUGAAACGCAUGAGCAGCUAGGGUCCGAGGAAAGAGCGCCAACGGAUCGAGCAUUGACGGAAGAAGCUCCGGGAGGUGCUUCACCAAAAGAUGAAUCACAAAAAUCUCAGGAGUCUCUUGAGCAACCACUUCCAAGCCAUCCACAACCUUCUCUUGCAGUUGCUUUGAAAAGCGUUGCCGAUAAUUCUCAAGUGGGCGAUCUCGGAAAGAUACGUGAGCAACCACUUUUCACCCAAGAUUUGGUUCAACUUCCCAUGAAGGAAUCCUGCAACGUGUGUCGCGUAAUCGUCCCUGGACUGAAAAAGAACAUGAUAUCUCUCGAAGCACGGCUCACCGGUUUAGUGGAAACUGUUCAAAACUUGAUAAUGUAUUUGAAUCCGCUAGAUAGAAGAGCGGCUGAGUUGGCUGCAGCGGAGGCAGCACCGCCGUCUACUGCCGAAAGCAACGCACCAGAUCUGAGUACUGUUUCCACGUCAUUGGCUUCUAGAGCUUAUCAUUUCGGUGACACCAGUCAUGACCCCGACUCAGACAGAAUACCAUCAAUGCUUCUACCGGUUGCGUGUAGGAAUGAGAAUCGGAUAGAGAUGAGAACUGUAGGUGCAGACGAGGUGGUAAAUUCUAUGGGUCAUCGACCAAACGUGGUCAGAUUUAUUCGGCAACCGCUGAAAUCCGCAUCCGUUCUCGAGUCUUCCUCCCCUAUGCGACCUACCCAUGGAAGAAUACGUUUUGUUGUUGCUGACAGAGCAAAAACGAUGCGAACAGUUGCAACCUCAAGUGGUGGUGCAAAAGCUGAUCAAGUCGAGUCGCCUAAUCCCAAUGCACGAAUACAUAUCAGUCAAGGUGAAGAUGUGAAGCCGGAAUAUGGGCCAACUCCAAAUGAUAGGCAUGUGAGCCCUUCAGACAAUUUUGCGAUUAGUCUUGGCUCUUCAUCUCAUCGCCAUUUUUCAGUGAUCCAUUUCUUCAUACACAUGAAUAAGGCUAUAUUAGCAGCUCAUCUGUUUCGAACGGCUUACUCCACAUCGCGUUCACCUUCUAAUUGA
Messenger RNA from Haemonchus placei, 1791 nucleotides. Lineage: Eukaryota; Metazoa; Nematoda; Chromadorea; Rhabditida; Trichostrongylidae. The record is from the annotation of a GenBank genome assembly.